AUGGAGGAAGAAAUCAUUGAAUAUGAAGAUGUCAAUAAAUACUAUAUGGGAAAUAGAAUAAAAUUUAAAGAUAUUACAUCAUUAGAAUGGAUUGUUGAAAGAAUACAAAAAACAAAACAAAUAUUACAUGAUAAACUUAUUAGUGAUCAAGAAAUUAAUAUUACAAUUAAAUCAAUUGAUUUAUUAAUUAAAAAAUUUGAAAAUGAAAAUAAAAAAGAAAAUGAAAAUAAUAAUAAUAAUAAUAAUAAUAAUAAUAAUAAUAAUAAUAAUAAUAAUAAUAAUAAUAAUAAUAAUAAUAAUAAUAAUAAUAAUAAUAAUAAUCAUAAUAAUAAUAAUAAUAAUAAUAAUAAUAAAUUUAAUGAUAUAAAUAUAAUAGAGUUAUUAUUUAAAAAAAGAGAAAAAGAAAUUAUUCAUUUAAUAGAUCCAGUUUAUUUUUCAAUUAAAUAUAAUAAACCUAAACUAUUAAAAUUAUUUUUAAAUGAAUUCAAAUAUCCAAUUUUACCAUCAACUUUUGAAUUUUCAUUUAAAAAUUCAAAUCUUGAAAUCAUAAAAAUUAUAUUAAAUGAAAAAAUAACAACUCUUAAUAAUGAUUUAAAAUCAGUAAUAUUAAAAUCAAUUUUUUUAAAUCCUAAUAGUUCAACUAUAAUACCUUUUAUUUUAAAUGAUUUAAUUUUUUUUAAAUUUCAAAAUAAUAAUAAUAAUAAUAAUAAUAAUAAUAAUAAUAAUAAUAAUAAUAAUAAUAAUAAUAAUAAUAAUAAUAAUAAUAAUAAUAAUAAUAAUAAUAAUAAUAAUAAUAAAAAUAAAAAAAAUAAUAAUAAUAAAAAUAAUAAUAAUAAUUCAAAAAUUAAAGAAAUUAAAUUAAUUAAAAUUAAAUUUAAUGAUUUAUUUAAAAUUGAAUCAAUAGAAUUAAAAUAUAAAAUGUUAAAUAAUAAUUUAGUUGAAAUACCAGAUGAACAAUCAAUACUUGAUGAUAAUGAAAUAUUAAAAGUUUUUAAAAAUAAUGAUAGAGAAGGUUUAAUAUUUUAUUUAAGUGUAAUUUAUAAAUUAUGUCAUACAAAAUUAAUGUUUACAGCUAAAUCAAUUGAAAAACAGCAAGAUGAAUUGAAUGAAUUAUCAACUCAACAAUUAAUGAAAUUAUUAUUAAUUGAAACAAAAUCUGAAUUAUUAUAUUUCAAUUAUUUAUUAGAGUAUGAUGAUUUAAUUGAUGGUGUGGUUGAUAGUGAUUUAAUAGUUUAUCAAUAUACUAUAACGGUAUUUAGUGUUAAAGGAUUACAAUACCUCUUGAAAAAGUAUAACAAUAUUCAUAGUAAUUUCUUUAAAGAUUCACCAAGAAGAUCAUUUACAGAUUAUAAAAAUUCAAGUGAAUAUAUAUUAAGAAAUCAAAAUAGGUUAAUUGAAUUUCUCAGAUUUUAUUACUCAAAGAAAUCUUUAAUCACUUCAAAAUUAAUUAAAGAUUGGAAAAGUUUAACCGAAUUUUUCAUCAUGAAUUGUGAUUUAAAUAUAUUGACAAUCAUUUUCAAAGAGAUUGAAAAUUAUCCAAUUAAAUUCUUUCUUAGUACAAGUUGUAGAGAGAUGAAUGAUUUUAAAAGACAUCAAUGGUAUAUUGAUAAUGUAUUACGUUCAAUGUUAGAAACACCAAUUCAAUUUAGAUACUUUAAUAGAAUUCUAUAUAAAUUAAAAACCGAGCAAGAUGUUGACUACAUUUUAAAUAAUUAUGAUUUCUAUCGGUAUGAAUUGGAUACUUUAACAUUUUAUUCAUUUUUAGAUCAAUUAGAUUUAGCAAUUUAUUUCGAAUCGAAAGCAAUUCAAUUAAAUCUUAAAGAUUUACUAUUUGAUAGAAAUAAAAUUUAUUUUCAAUCUUUUAUAAAUUCUUUGUCAAUUGGUGAUUUAGAAACUUUUAAAAAAAUUUCAUUAUUAAAUUUAAAAUUUAAUUUUAUAAAUACACCAAUACCAAUAACAUCAUCACUAAUAAUUGAAAGUUCAAAAUUAAAAAAACAACAAGAUAAAGAAUUAGAACUUGAAAAACAACAAAAAUUAAUUUCAUCUUUUUUUAAUUCAUCAACAUCUUAUUCAUUUAAAAAGGAUAAUUUAUUUUUACCAAAAUUAGAAAAUUUUAAAAAUGAAUCAAUAAUUAAUACAUUUUCAUUUUUAACAAACGAAAAUAAUUAUCAAAUUUUAUCAAAUCGUGGUUUUAAUGAAUUAGUUUAUAAUUUAUUUAAAAGAUUUCAAACAACAACAAAUGAAAUUAAAAAUUUAAAUUUAAAUUUUAAUCAUGAUCCAUAUGGUUCAUUAUUAUUUUCAAUUAAUUUAAUAAUUAAUGAAGAUAAUUUAAUUGAUUCAAAUUUUAUAUUAAACCAAUUAAAUAUAAAUCUAUUUAAAGAAGAAGGAAGAGAAGAUGGUGAUAGUGAUGGUAAUAUAAAAUUUAAAUUUAUAAAAGAUGAAGAAAAUCAAAAGGACAAUAGUCCAGAAUACAUACCACUAAUUAAUUAUUCAUUCUUUAAUGAUGGCGAUAGUGGUGAUCAAGGUGAUGGUUAUAGUGAAAUUGAAAAAAGAGUAACAAAUGGAAGAUCAAUUAAACAAAUUUAUAAUUACUCUGUUGAUCAAGUUUAUUCAUUCAUUGAAUUGAUAAUAAUUAAAUUUCAAAAUCAAUUAAAAUCAUUAUUAUCAAAGAGGAUUUAUUACACUUUUUUCAAUCAUUUAUAUAAUUUAUAUUUACAAAUUUAUGGUUUACAAUUAAAAGAUAUUGAAAGAAUUGAUAAAUUAUUCUUUGAUAAUAAUAUUAAAAUCUUUAUUGAUCUUUAUAAAACCGUUUAUUAUUUUCAUACAAAGUCAUUUAAACUUGGUUAUUAUAUUUUAUCAAGAGUUGAUUUUAUUUUAGAUUAUGAAUAUUUAGAAAUUCUAUCAACUGGUACAACUACAAAAUUUCAUAGAGUUUUAAAUGAAAGUGAAUUUCCAUAUCAAUUAAUUCAAACUUUAAAUUAUAAAAAUUUAUUAUCAAAUUUAAUUAAAACAAAUGAAUAUUUAUCAUUACCAUUGCCAUCAUCAUCACCAUCAUUAUCACCAUUAGAAUCACAAUCAUCAUUUUCAAAAUUAAAUGAUGAUAUUUUAUUCCUUUUAAUAUUUGGUGAAAUUGAUUUAUUAUUUGAAUUAUUUUCAAUGAUUAAAUUAAAAUUUUCAAAUAAUAAUUUCAAUAAAAUUCAAGAGAUCAUUGAUUUUAAAAUAAUUAAUUAUUGUUUUCAAUAUUUAAAUUUCGAAAAUUGUAUUAAAUUGAUAAAAUUUAAUAUUUUUCCUAUAAAAUUAAUAACAAGAUUUAUUUUUAAAACUGGUAAAUUAAAUUUAUUAGAAUUUUUAUUAUCUGAAAUUACAACAACAUCAGAUUAUCAAUCAUCAAAUGAAUUAACAACAGCAACAACAACAUCAACAACAACAACAACAUUAACAAAAAAUAAUUUAAAUGAUAUAAUUAAUAUUAAUAAUUUAUAUUAUUCAUUUAAAUUUAAUAAUUUAUUAAUUAUUAAUUUUAUUUUUAAUAAUUUUAAAAACAAAUUAAUUAAUUAUGAUUUUAGUAAAAUACUUUAUAAAUUAGUACUUAAUCGUAAUAUUAAAUUAAUUGAAAUUAUUGUAAAUUUUUGUAAAAGAUUUAAAUCAAAAAUACCUUUAGAAAUUGCAAAAAUUGAUAGUUUAAAAUGGUUAGAAUUUUGUGAUUAUAAAAAUUUAAAUUAUUUAUUUAAUCAAGGUAUAAAUGAAAAUGAAAUUAAAAAAUUAUUAAAAAAAUAUAAACCAACAGAUUAUAAUUAUUUAAUUCAAAAUAAUUAUUUUAAAAAUUAA
Messenger RNA from Dictyostelium discoideum AX4, 3828 nucleotides. RefSeq lists its product as hypothetical. The record is from RefSeq and is a predicted model, not a curated record. Bases 1 to 3828 code for a protein of 1275 amino acids. The transcript has a single exon. NCBI's taxonomy places the organism in Eukaryota, Evosea, Eumycetozoa, Dictyosteliales, Dictyosteliaceae.